GUACCAAGCCAGCAAGGGGGGAGUGGAAAUGUCUACAGCGAGUAGAAGAAGGAGGAGAACAAGAUAUGAAAACGAAACUAAUUCUAGAACAGAAGGCUGAGCUUCCCGGAUUCACUUGUUGUGAUCGUCCAAGCAGUUGGACACCUCGGUGGUAGGAUGGACACCCAGAAGCCGCGCAUUAUUCCGUGGCUCGUAGAACAGAUCGACAGCCAGAAAUACCCGGGUCUCGUUUGGUUGAACAAAGAGCGGACGCAAUUCCGUAUCCCUUGGAAGCACGGUCUGAGACACGACCGGUCCGAUGAGGAUGUCAGGAUCUUUGAGGCGUGGGCUAUUGCCAGCCGUAGUUACGAUCCCAGCAAGGACGAGAGAAACCCGGCCAUAUGGAAGAGGAACGUCCGUUCGGCGCUCAACCGCAAGGCUGGCAUACGGGUGAUCUGUGACAACAGCACUAAUGCAACCAGCCCCCACAAGAUCUACGAGAUGUCAAGCGGCCAUAGUGUCGAGGAUGAUGGGACGGCUGAAGAGGUGUAUUUAAAUAGCAGUCCAACUUCAGAUCAAACCUGCCUUUCCAGCCCCCAAAGCAUCAUAAGUUUGACUAGAAAUCUAUCUGAUGACUUGAUGCAGAUGCAACUUUCCCACCAUGAGGAAGAUCUGUAUCGUAGCCCCGAGGAGAUGGCUACAUGGCCGGGACACCCCAGUAAUCCUUUUUCAGUCGAGGGGGACCGGCACUCGGAUAUUUCAUUGCCUAACGUGUUUGGGCCUGUUUCUGUCUAUGAUGAGCUGUCACGUCACGCGGUCACUGAGGCGCAGGCCGGGUCACAUGUUACAGAUGUUCCAUCACACCAACAGGAAAGCGUCCAUCAGCACAGCCUUGCUGCGUUGUUCCCCAACAAUACAUUUGAAACACAAUUCGACGUGAAGAUUUAUUACCGAGGAACUCUAAUUAAGAGCAAGCUAGUAAAAAACCCUCGCGGAUUCUGUAUAACUUCGAGGCAGCAGGAAAAUCCAGAAGGCUAUUUGGAAGACGUGAGCUUGCCAAUUCCUGUGAUCAACGAUCAAGUCGUAGCAAAGAAAAUAACAGAGCUACUGGAGAACUUGGAACACGGAACACUGAUCGAGGCGAGGGAAGGAUUGAUCUGUGGAACGAGAAGGGGCAAGUGCAGAAGCUACUGGAGUGUGACAGAGACCCCGGCCACAAGGCAACCCAAUGCCAUCGACAAGACCGACUACAGUGUUCUAUAUUCCAUGCAGCAGUUUGUGACAGAGUUAAUUGAAUUCAUUGAAGGCAAGAGGAAGGAAUCCCCAGAAUAUUCUAUUUGGGUUUGUCUUGGAGAACUUUGGCCAGACAACAGACCAUGGAAAAAGAAACUAAUUAUGGUGCAAAUUACCCCGGUGGUGAUGCAGAUGCUUCAUGAGAUGAGUUACCACUGCGGUGCCUCCUCGCUACACAGCGACGAGCUGAACCUGCAGAUUUCCGACUCUCUCUCUUUCUCCAGUACGGCUGAUAUGCUGCCAUUGCUACGAGACAUACAAGAGAUGAUGGAUUUUGAAUGAGGGAAUGGAUGAAUUAGAACGUCGGAUCAUUAACACUUUGACUCCAUUAAAAUGUUGCUAACGAA
Molecule: messenger RNA, 1619 nt
Organism: Spea bombifrons (plains spadefoot toad)
Lineage: Eukaryota; Metazoa; Chordata; Amphibia; Anura; Pelobatidae
Product: interferon regulatory factor 3-like
Exons: 10
Coding region: 157-1554 (465 amino acids)
Biological process (GO): immune system process; regulation of transcription by RNA polymerase II
Cellular component (GO): nucleus
Molecular function (GO): protein binding; DNA-binding transcription factor activity, RNA polymerase II-specific; RNA polymerase II cis-regulatory region sequence-specific DNA binding
Source: RefSeq, a predicted model, not a curated record